Xenia sp. Carnegie-2017 is the source of this 1122-nucleotide messenger RNA. RefSeq names its product protein ALP1-like. The transcript has a single exon. The coding region runs from base 1 to 1122 and encodes 373 amino acids. NCBI's taxonomy places the organism in Eukaryota, Metazoa, Cnidaria, Anthozoa, Malacalcyonacea, Xeniidae. The record is from RefSeq and is a predicted model, not a curated record.
AUGACUCCUUUCAAGUUUGAAGAAUUACUGACCUUAGUUGCACCAAAAAUAACACGCUGGCAUGCAAGAAGAGAAGCUAUUGGACCUGCAGAAAGGCUUUGCGUCACUUUAAGAUAUUUGGUCACAGGAGACACCUUUAGAACUAUUGCAGCAAGUUACCGUUUAAGUGAUACUGUUGUGGGACGAAUUAUAAGGGAGACUUGUAAAGCUUUGUGGAAUGUUAUGGCAGAAAAUGUUUUUUUAUCUGUUCCGAGUUCGUCUAAAGAAUGGCUAGAUAUAAGUCAAGACUUUGAGAGAAGGUGGAAUUUCCCGAACUGCAUCGGAGCGAUUGACGGUAAGCAUAUCAUUAUCCAGUGUCCUUCACGAGCAGGAUCUAUGUUUUUUAACUACAAGAAGUUCCACAGUGUUGUCCUGAUGGCAGUUGUGAAUGCAAAAUUUCAAUUUACGAUAGUUGAUGUAGGCGACUAUGGACGUCUAAGUGACGGUAGCGUUUUUUCAAGUAGCCAACUUGGUAUUGCUAUGGAACAGAACAAAUUAAACCUUCCACCCCCAAGACUGCUACCUUGGACCAAUAUUAGUGUACCAUAUGUGUUUGUUGGAGACGAUGCUUUCCCUUUUAAAAAUUAUUUAAUGAAACCCUAUCCUAGGGGAGAGAUCCAGAUCCCCGAGAGAAUUGCAAAUUACAGAUUCUCCCGUGCAAGAAGAAUUGUAGAAAAUGCCUUUGGCAUUGCCACCUCACGAUUCAGACUUUUCAGACGAGCAAUUACGGCAGAUGUUGACGUUGCAGUGCAAGCUACAAAGGCAGUUGUGGCUCUUCAUAACUACCUUAUGGCUGACAGGUGUAUUCUAAGUAAUCCAUAUUGUCCAUCUGACUUUAUUGACCGUGACUGCAAUGGUUCACUUAGACUAGGUGGGUGGAGAAGGGAGAAUGUCAAUAAUGGCGGAAUUCAGGAUGUAACACAUCUUGGAUCCAAUAACUAUUCAAUACAAUCAAAAAAUAUCAGAGACUGUUUUAGAAAUUAUUUCAACUCAACAAUAGGUUCUGUGCCAUGGCAAGACAUGAUUGUAACAUCACGACCCUGUGCGUUUGACAGACUUGUAUUAGAUGAAACAGUGGAUUGA